This is a messenger RNA of Pecten maximus, 1668 nucleotides long. RefSeq lists its product as uncharacterized. Gene Ontology annotation, cellular component: cytoplasm. The transcript has 6 exons. Lineage: Eukaryota; Metazoa; Mollusca; Bivalvia; Pectinida; Pectinidae. The coding region runs from base 487 to 1668 and encodes 393 amino acids. Gene Ontology annotation, molecular function: nucleic acid binding; 3'-5'-DNA exonuclease activity. Gene Ontology annotation, biological process: DNA catabolic process. The record is from RefSeq and is a predicted model, not a curated record.
CAUGUUAAAAAGAAUUUCAGCAAAACCUUGUACAAACUUCAAGCAACAAAUAAGAAACUGACAACUACCAUCAUCAGAUAUAUAGUUAAAUGUUUUAACUAUGUAAUUGCACAAAACAGUGGAAAUACUGAAGGAAUAAAGAAAGGUCUUGAUUCACUGUCCAGACAUCCAUUUGGUGACCACAGCCUAUGUGAUAAAUCCUGGUGUCGAUUCAUAUCAAAUCCAAAGGAGGUUUACAGAUCUCUUCCUCAUGGCAAACCUAUCACUGACCCCCAACUCCAGCAAACUUUGACCGAAGUAUUUAACACCUGUAUUCAUCAUGCUGAGAAACUUUCAUCACUUGGAAGCACCCAGGCUAAUGAAAGUUUUAACAGAAUUGUUGGUUCAAAGGCUCCAAAAUCACAACACUAUAGUGGUUCAGCUAGUUUGAACUACAGGGUAGCUGGGGGAGUUCUGCAAAAGAAUUCUGGACACACUUACCUAUCAAUGGUUCACAGAAAAAUUGGAUUAUCUCCUGGUACACACACCUUGAAGCUGGGAAUUCUCAAAGAUUUACAAAAUCGGCGCAGGAGAGCAAUUGCAACAACAAAAAAAGCAAAGAAAAAAAGACUUGCAUUAAAAGCAAAAAGAAUGCAGGCAAACACAACAAAUGAAAUCAGGGAAGGCACGUCAUACCAUCCCGCCAUAGAUACCCUGGACAUAUCAGCUGAUUCCAUUAAAGAAAUUCCUGAGCCUCAACCAUCACCUACAAUGGAGACUUCACCUCUACCAAAGAAAUGUUCAGCAGUUUACUUUGACCUUGAGAGUACAGGGCUAGCUAGGACUUCUCACCUCACUCAAAUUGCAGCAGUAUUUGGAGAGGAAAGUUUUGACACCUAUGUGAUACCACGUAUCCAAAUAUCGCCUACAGCAUCUACAGUUACUGGGCUCACAUGCAUAAACAGGACACUUUUUUAUAAAGGCCACCCUGUUAAUUCUGUUUCAAUUUCAGUAGCCAUACAACAUUUCAUCACAUAUUUGAAGAAACAAACACCACCCGUGUUCCUUGUUGGACACAAUAUUAAAAUUUUUGAUUGUCCACUGCUUUUGAAUGCAUUGGAGACUGUUGGUAAAACAGACGAAUUUCUAGAAUGUGUGUCAGGAUUUCUUGAUACUAAAUUACUGUUCAAGAUUGGGAUGCCUGGCCUUUCUUCAUAUUCACAACCAAAUCUGUUCAAACUAAUAACCAAAUCUAACUACGAAGCUCAUGAUGCUGUACAAGAUGUUAUUUCUUUACAAAAGCUGGUGCGUGAGAGUAAAUUAGAAAUAUCUGAUGAGAGUUAUGCAAAUGCCACAUUUUCGGUUGAUUCAGCAAAAGAGAGUCAUGGAUAUGCAAAGAGAGUACGAGUGAACCUACCUUCUUUGAAAGGUUUGGUAGGGAGAAAGAUUUCAAGCGGAGCUAUGGCUAGGAAAGCUGCAGGCAGUGGACUAAACUAUAGUUGUUUGAAAUUAGCAUACACAAGGAAUGGAGUGGAUGCUGUCAUGCCACCAUCCAGGAAAAGGAAGUCUUAUAGUCCAUAUGCACGGGCAGCGUCAGGGGGUUUACACGACACGUCAGAGCAGCCAGGUAACUCGAUGCCUGAUCUUGAGGUCCAGGAGCCUGAGGCGCCCCAAGGACUGGAUCUCUAG